Messenger RNA from Vollenhovia emeryi, 5060 nucleotides. It is a transcript of the gene dnr1, whose product is annotated as E3 ubiquitin-protein ligase MYLIP. Gene Ontology annotation, cellular component: cytoskeleton. Gene Ontology annotation, molecular function: ubiquitin-protein transferase activity. The transcript has 7 exons. Gene Ontology annotation, biological process: ubiquitin-dependent protein catabolic process. The record is from RefSeq and is a predicted model, not a curated record. NCBI's taxonomy places the organism in Eukaryota, Metazoa, Arthropoda, Insecta, Hymenoptera, Formicidae. Bases 556 to 1992 code for a protein of 478 amino acids.
GACGUUGGUGAGCGCGCGGCGCUAGCGCCACUCGAUCGAGCGGCCGGAAAGCGAUUCGAUUUCGCGAACUGACCCGCGGCGGCGGCGGCGACGAGCGGAGGCCACGGUUGGUGCGUGUGCCAUUCCGCGCCGAGAAAUGGAAGCCGACGAGGCGCGCACGGAGCCCGGUACGAGCGCGAGCACGUUGCCGACGUCGCACGUAGUCGUCGUAGCGCGGGAGCCCGUCGCGGUGACAGCUGUGCGCGUACGUGGCUUUUGAAGUUUUGUUAUGACAAAGAGCGUACCGCCGGGCACGACCGGUCGCCGACCAGCCGCGUAUCCGGAGGAAGAGGGACCGUCGUCGUCGUCGUCGACGUCGUUAUCGUUGUCAUUGCCGCCGUCACCUUCGUCGCCGUCGCUUUCGCCGUAAACGCCGCCGCGUAUCGCUUGCCGCGACAAAAGUGCACGUUGGUUCUUGUGGGGAGGCCGAGAGAGCGACGACGAGGCGAGAAGCGGCGAGGGAGUCGGUUUCGACGGGGACUCGAAGGUCGUCGAGGGGGGACGCGGAUCGCGAAGAUGUGGUGCCUCGUCAGCCAGGCCAACUCCGUCAUCCUGGAGGUGCAGGUCGACCCGAAGGCCAUCGGCCAGGAGUGCCUCGAGAAGGCCUGCGACUGCCUGGGAGUCAGCAAGGAGUGCGAUUACUUCGGGCUCAAGUACCAGAACGCGAAGGGCGAGGAGCUCUGGCUGAACCUGAGAAACCCCAUAGAGCGGCAGACCGGCGGCGGCGUGGCGCCUCUAAGAUUCGCUCUGAGGGUUAAGUUUUGGGUGCCGCCUCACCUGUUGCUGCAGGAGGCCACCAGGCAUCAGUUCUAUCUGCACUCCCGCCUCGAGCUGGUCGAGGGCAGGCUGAAGGUCGCAGAUUGGGCCUCCGUCGCCCGCCUGGUCGCCCUGAUAGCGCAAGCCGACGGCGGUGAUUACGACGCGCUGUCACCGCCGCACGCGCUCUACUCCCAGUGCUGUCACAUACAACCCGCGGAGCCGUGCGAGCCGAAACCGCAGGACUUCCUGCUGCGGAUAGUGCAGCAGCACAAGGAAAUCAAGGGCAUGAAAGCAUCGACCGCUGAAUAUUGGCUCUUGAAAGAGAUAUCAAACCUCGACGCAUUCGGACAGGAAAUGUUUCACAGUAAAUUUGGAUACAACGGGGUGUCGAUGAUCGGCGUUGGCCCGCACGGAAUCACGGUCUACCGCAAUCAGGACGAAGAGACGCAAAAUAUACCGUACACAGCUAUACAAAGCGCCACGUCACAACGGCGGAUGUUCCACCUGGUUUACCUCUCGCUCGACGGCGAGGAGACGUCGCUGGACUUUAAAUUAGACUCCAGCCAGUCCGCCAGCGGGCUUUACAGAGCGAUCACCGAGAAGCACGCGUUCUACAGCUGCGAGACCGUCAGGAGCGCGGUCACCGCGCAGUUUAUUCGCGAUUUAAAGGGGACAAUAAUUUCCAUUUUCAACGAGGACUCGACCCUGGGGAAGAAGUACGUGUUCGACAUACGCAGGACCUGCCGGGAGGUGUACGAUAAUGCGCGGCGUGCGCUUUACUGCGAGGCGGCGACCAUAGCUCUGCCGGAGGAGAACGAGAUCCUCGACAGGCACGCCUGCGGGGAGUGCGAGAAUCCCAGGUGCAAGGAAUCUCGCGAAUGCCUGGUGAGACUGCUGGACGCUAUGCUCUGCCGGAUCUGCAUGGACCGGAGCCUGGACACGGCCCUGUUCCCCUGCGGGCACGCGGUGGCCUGCCUGGACUGCGCCCGUCGCUGCGAGCGUUGCCCGCUAUGCCGGGCCGACAUCGACUACUGCCGGACGAUAUACCUGCCGAUCGAGCUGACGCACAUCGACAAGCACAAUCCGAAGCUGCUGUCGGAGACGAUCGAGCCUGUGUUCAGCAAGCCGCUGGCGGAGGAGAUGAAGGACAAGAGAAUCUUGGACAGCGAGGCGUCGGUCAACAGCAACAUUUGAGAGCGCCGAGUCGGACAUAGACCCGGCGCGUUCGAAAGAUUCUUCAGGAUUGUCACUUGCCGCGCGGGGAGGGCGUACUGAGAUCACGGGGAGCGAGGCACUUUUUCGUUUGCCCGCGAGCGAGCGAGCGACCGAACGUUUCGGCAUUCACUGGAUCGCAUCCCGACGCUCGGUCUGGGUUUUCGUUCGACUCUUGUUUUGUAACUUUUAUCUCGCGCGACGAGUUCAGUCACGUGCAAUUGCGAAUUCUAUCAUUAUCUGAUGUUACUUUGACGUCUUUCUUUGCUUUUAUUCUUAAUUUAUCUGCUUAAUUUUUGGACAGAAAAUGAUGUCUGUACUCCUAGGUACUAUAUGACCCGCUCCUUUCUUUACCGAAAUUAUUUUAUCGUUGCUCAAAAUGGUGGAAACAUUUGGCUCGACGUUCUCUUUUGAAACUUAUAUUAUCACGAAACUACUAUGAAAUUAUGAAAUUGUUUGAAUUAUAUGAAGAAUUUUUAUGUACAAUAAAACCACAUUGACAUCUCGGAUGCGUCCUCAGUAAAAUUCAGUAAAAUUAUGUUAGUUAUAAAGAAAAGUUUUCCUUGGUUCUUUGACCAAAGAAAUGUGUGUUUCUCACGAACGGCUAAUGCUUCUUUGAAUAUAACUAACAAACAGGGUGAAAGAACGGUCUGAAAAUAUUGAGAUUGAGAAAUGAUUCGACAGUACUGUGAUCAAAGAUGAUAUUGUUGAGAAGGCGCAGGAGAUACACGAGGGUAUAGCGUAGGUAGAUCCAACGAGGGAAUCACGGGAUUACAUCAUUGCGUCUACACACUCGUAAUGGCGUUACAAAUAAGUCCCUUUAGUCGAGCGGCUGAAAAGUGCUAUUAGCAGCGUAGAUCUAAGGAGAGGCAGUGCUGCCGACGAAGAUGCGCGGACAAAGAUGUAAUCUAUAUCGUGUAAGAUCCAAAAGCACUUGGAGUAAAGUUUUAUUUCCCACUGAUGAUCGGACCAAUUUUUUCCUUGUUAUUUCAUGAUCUUUCUCAAUGCUUCUGUGUUCCUCUUAGAUAGAUAAAGCCUCUUUUUUUGGUCAUGUUUUCACUCUGAUCUAGAUAACACUCGCAGGUCGUGCAUGCACGCUCGGGUCGGGAACUUUUAUCGGAAUCGGUGACCCGGCAUAUUUUUACUGCAACAUUCGUUAUUCAUUAUAUAUGAUAUCGUAUGCAAAAAGAACAACGCAGCCGCUUCUAACGGAUAGUUUCGAUCAAAUUAAACUUAAAUUGUGCCGAUAUAUACGUUACAUUAAUUACGAUGUUUACGUACGAUUCACGACGGACUUGAAGUAUUAUGUAUUAUCAUUUUAACUAAACGGUAGAUCAUAGCGAUAAAAGCAGCGCGCAAUGCGGACAUCACACACAUAUAUAUAUAUAUAUAUAUUGUGGAUUCUAUUUUUAUCACACGUAGCGUGCAAGGAGAAUUAAAUAUGUAAUCGUUAGCCGAAAAUGAUUCCCUGCGAAUUGUAUCUAUACUCUCUUUUUUUCUUUUGUAUUGAUGCAUUCUGCAUGAAGAAGGAAACUUUAUUACCAUAAUAUCUGUUUAUAUAUGUACAUAAGAAACGAGAUAACCCGCAGCGAUAGGGUCAAGCGAGUAAAAGUCAUAAGUUCACCAAAUGUCAAAUCUGUUUUAAUAUACUUUAACUACGCGCAUACGUCACUCUCCGAGUAAGUCAUAAUAAAAGCAAAACGAGCUAAUUGCCUGUGCUUUGCACCUAAAAGAUAAGUCUUAGAGUAAAACGUCAAUGGCAUUUUGUGUCGAAGGGAAACGCAAAGGAAGUUCUAUUGGAAGGUAGCGCGCGUACUCGUUUUAAAUCGUGCAUCUCGGGCUGGUUAAAAAUUCGACGCGAUCUUCUUCCUUCUUGUUUCCGGUCAGUGAGAAAAAUUCGGUAUAUCAGUGAAAUGCGGCAAGAUAGCCUCUAAUGAAUGAUUAUUUCUAACAUCCAGCAGUAGCAGCGCACUAUGAGCUUUGUAUGAGUGACGAAAGUGAUAGAGCGUAAGAGAGAGAAGAGGCAAGAUAGAGAAUGAAAAAGUAACGAUCGUUAUAGUCAUUUAUCAAUGCAAAGCAGAACUUAGUUUGUAAUUACUUAUAAGAAAAGACGAUAGCGUGUAUUUUACACGCCGUUGCGUUUGAUGCCCUUCGAGAUACUCCUCUUCAGUUACAGCGUAGCUUCUUUCCAUUUCAAAGAUGCAGAUUUAGUAUUCUGUACCGUACGGCGAGAUACUUUGCCGACUUUUAGAACGUGAAUAGCGCGGCUACACUGUAUCUGCAAGAUCAGAGUGUCCUCCGUUUUUUUUCUUUUUUUUUUGAGUGAUCUAUACUUUUAGACAUUAAUGCGAGCGUACGUGAAAACGUUAAGUUGAAAUCAGUGAUUAUGCAACUCAAUGCAAUCUUGUAACUAGGCGGCCGCUGCGCGCGCCAAAAUGAAAAUAUUUCCCUCGUGAAAUAUCGCGUAACUGCCGCGGGAUAAUCUCGUCGAUAAGCUUUUGGAAACGAGAUCGAUAUAGCCGCGAUUACAUUCUACGUAAUAUAACGAGUCUUGCGGUCGCGGAUGUGAAAAACAAAAUAACUUAAAUUUGUACCAUUACUGCGUGUCGAUAGCUGUAAGAUUACUAAUAACGAUGACAACAAUAACGCUACUAUUACACGUUACGAAUAAUAAUUUCUUGUGAUUUUAAAUCUCUGUAUAAAACAUAUAAGGAAAAAAAAACAAGAAUUCAAAAUAUUGUAGCCGAUAGAUACGUAUGGUAGGGACAAAAUCCGAGAGAAUGAAAGUGUGCGAGAGAGAGAGAGAGACAGAGAGAGAGAGAGAGAGAGAAAGGAGAAAGUGUGUAUAUUUCUAAAAGUUAUCAUUUGCAAAGAGUAUUUUUAAAGUAUUUCCAAUUAUUUUUUAGUAUUAUAUCAAAAUUCCACCCGACGCGCGAGACGGUGGGGAAAUGCGCGCGUAACUUAUGAAAUUACCACAACUUACGAGACGUAAAUUUUAGCGUUCAAUACGAUGUUCCGAUCUGUUGAUUAAAUACCGUCAAACAUUGAGA